UAGCCAUGUAGCAGCGUCACCUCAUAGGAGUGUGAAUUUCUUUUUUAGUUAGUUGUGUCUCCGGAGCUCAACCACUAACACGAGAGCAGAAGGUCUAUACGAUAUCAUUAGGUUAGAAUUAAAACUAAGGUCCAAUUUCAUCAUGGAGAAACGUUUCCUUACCUUUGCCGCAACUCUAUUACUCUUAAUCAUUGGGAGAAGAGCUUGGACUCUGAGCUGUCUCCAGUGUGAUAAAUCCACCUGUAAAAACCAUUCAAAAAACUGCAGUGUUGGUUUCACUGACGACGCUUGUGGCUGUUGCAAAGUUUGCGCUAAGGCGGAAGGAGAGCCUUGUGGCGGAGAGUGGAAUAAGGAAGGUUUUUGCGGCUCUCGUCUUACUUGUGUCCACGAAAUACCUGAUAAUGAGGAUCCCGAAUGGUUUAAACUUAAUAAUCCAGGAACAUGUAGACCAGUAGCAGGAAAAGGGGAUCAAACAUGAGACGUUAUAGCACUAUUCUUAUUAUUUCAAUCCGACUGCAAGUGAAAAAGGAUAUAACAUAUAUUUCUGAAUCUAUAUUGCACCUUUUAAUCGGAACAUUUGCAGCCAAAUAAAGUUUAUGUUUUCUCAAGCUAACAAAUGAUACACACAUGUACGGAAAGGAUGUUAAUGAA
Molecule: messenger RNA, 651 nt
Organism: Limulus polyphemus (Atlantic horseshoe crab)
Lineage: Eukaryota; Metazoa; Arthropoda; Merostomata; Xiphosura; Limulidae
Product: venom protein 302-like
Exons: 4
Coding region: 143-478 (111 amino acids)
Biological process (GO): regulation of signal transduction; regulation of cell growth
Cellular component (GO): extracellular region
Molecular function (GO): insulin-like growth factor binding
Source: RefSeq, a predicted model, not a curated record